UAUGAGCUCCGGUGAUGGAGAGUGGGCAGGGCAGUGUCCGUGCUGAGCUCCAGGGAAAUCGGGAGGGGGGUGGUGGAUCUGGGGAUGAGAUACCCAGGUCUGGAGGACGGUGCAUCAAUAUAGUGACACCGUAGCUGUGUCUUGGAUAGCGCCUCAGCCAGGUCUGCAAACCCCUUCUCUUCCCAUUUUAUUUAUUUACUUAUAUAUUCUACCCCCCUCUCCUACCCCAAUUCAUAAACAGGGAGACGUGUCCCUAGAUCCAGAGGGCUGGCUUUGCCUGGUUUCCUUAACCUCCACUUCUCAAUGACUCGCAGGUAACAUCGUAACUUGAUUUAUCUCCCCAUUUCCAACCAAGCCGUUUAUUCUACCCAAUUCCUCCUCCCCCUCUGUCUGGUGCUGAAAUCAUGGAUGAAAUUUUGAAGAAGAUUUCGAAGGAAGCGACGGGGAACAAGUACAAGGCUAUAAGGGAUGCCUGCACUUUAGCAUGUGAGACACUGGAGUCUGAAAACAAUGCUGCCAAGCUACCGACUUAUCAAUUGAGGGAGAGAUGCCUUACCCCUCUGAAGCUUGCUUUGGAAUCGAAGAAUGUCAAACUGGCCCAGCAUGCGUUAGCUGGAAUGCAGAAACUGCUGGCAGAUGAGAGGCUGGUGUCAGCAGAGAAAGAGCUGGAAGACAGACAGUUGCUGAACCAGAUGCUGGACUCCAUGAAGAUUACACCCUUUCUGAACGAGGACCUGCAAGUGGAAGUCAUGAAGGUGCUGCUGUGUAUCACAUACUCAUCGUCAUUUGAAAUAAAUGGCAGUGCAGUGCUGAAGAUUGCUGAGGUCUGCAUCGAGACGUAUGUGACCAGCAGUCACCAGCGCAGUAUCAACACGGCUGUGCGAGCCACUCUCAGCCAGAUGUUGAGUGACCUGACCCAGCAACUCCGCCUGAGGCAGGAGAGUGAGAGCGGGAAUGGCUGUACAUUGCAAGAGGAACAUCACAGCAAAGGCUCCUCAGUCCCAGUCGAGUCGCUGUGUGAGGACGUUGUCUCGGUGCUCGCUGUCCUUUGUGAGAAGCUGCAAAGAGUGGUGAUCAAUAACCAACAGUUGCAGCUUCUUUACCUGGAGUGUAUUCUCUCCAUGCUGAACAGUUCCUCUCCUGUCAUGCAUCGUCAUAAAGGUUUCACAGACCUCUUGUGGAAGCAGCUUUGUCCAGCUCUGAUUGUUAUCCUGGGCAACCCGAUCCAUGAUAAGACCAUCUCAUCAGGUCACGUCGCCUCGCUGACAGAGACUGAGGCUUCUUUGACCGGGGUCUCCGAUCACGGCCGCGGAUCAGGCUGUUCGUCCACGGCGCCAGCACUCAUUGGACCGGUGGCACGCACAAUCUACUACAUAGCGGCGGAGUUAGUGCGGCUGGUUGGCUGCCUGGAGUCACUGAGGCCAGUCCUGCAGUCCCUUUACCAUCGCCUCCUGCUGUAUCCCCCACCACAACAUAGAGUGGAGGCUAUCAAGAUCAUGAAGGAGGUCCUAGGUAACCCCCAGCGCCUGUACGAUCUUGCUGGCCCAACCGUAUAUGAAGGGGAAACCAAGAGAAGGUCCAGCCAGAAGAGAAAAUCUCACCUGGAUCUUCACAAGAUCAUCAUGGACGGAAUGACGGAGGCCUGUGUCAAAGGAGGGAUUGAGGCCUGCUACGCCUCAGUGUCUUGCGUCUGCUCCUUGCUGGCGGCCCUUGAUGAGUUGAGCCAGGGGAAGGGGCUGAGUGAGGAGCAGGCGCGGCACCUGCUGAAGCACUCGGAGGAACUGAAGGGUGGCACCGAGUCCACCCGGGAGUCCAUGGAGAUCAGCGAGGCCGACUUCAGGUGGCAGAGGCACAUCCUGUCGGCUGAGCAUGCUCACUGGGAGUCCAGCAACGAGAAGAGCCCCGACAUCAGCAUCAGCGUCACCACGGAAACCGGACGCACCACCCUAGAGGAGGGCAUGGGGCAGACCACCCCGGAGGAGAACCCCCCGCUGCUGAGAAACCACUUGGAUUACUCUGCGGGCCUUGAUGCUAACGAGGCACUGAGUAAAAUGCCGGCACUGGGAUUGGAGCAGGCGGAAACGCUGGAAGGAAUCCAUCGAAACAGCAUGCACGCCUAUCCCGAUUUAGCCAACUUCCUGUCAGUCGACCCCAGGGUGAACAAACCGCCUGGUUCCCGAUACAGCGAGAGUAACUUCAGCAUUGACGAGCAAGACAUUUCCAGGACUGAGUUCGACUCCUGCGAUCAGUAUUCGAUGGCAGCCGAGAAAGACUCGGGCAGGUCAGACGUCUCGGAGAUCGGUUCCGAUAACUGUUCCCUGGCGGACGAAGAGCAGACGCCUAGGGACUGCCUGGGUCACAGGUCGCUGCAUGGAGCCACCCUCACACUGAAGGUCCUAAAGAACCAGGAGGCUGACCAACACAGUGCCCGGAUAUUCGUCCAGUCUGUUGUCACGCUCCUCCCUCGCCUCCUGUCUCUCCAGAACACGGAGGAGGUUGACUCAUCCCUGCAGAGUUUUGCCUCUACGUUUUGCUCGGGUCUGCAGUCAGAGCUGUUACAUUCUCCGGGCAUCGACGGCAGUGAGGGUCCCUGCUGCCAGACACUGAUGAAUGCAGAUGGAUUGUACCUGGUGGCUUUCCACGCGCUGUCACUCAACCUCAAGCUGAUCGCCUGUGAUUACUACCGAAAAAAACCGGCACCCGUCCCUGCAUCAUUGAAGGAGUUUGUGAGGCAGGUUCAGAGCAGUCGAGUUCUGAUGGUGCUGUCACAGGCCUGGAUCGAAGAACUUUACCACCAGGUGCUUGACCGGAACCUGCUGGGUGAAGCUGGGUACUGGGGAACGGCAGAGGAACACGGUCUGCCUUUCAUCACUAUGUUAACCGAUAUGGAUGGCCUGGGAAGCAGUGCAGUAGGAGGGCAAAUGGUCAGCACAGCAGCAGAACAAUCUCCUCUUGCCCAGGAAAAGAACACCCCCGAUUCUGUGACUGCAGGAAUGUGUUUUGCCCGGUUCAUUCUGAUUGGCUGCUGGAAGAACCUGAUUGACACUCUCUCUACUCCCCUGACUGGUCGGGUGGCUGGCAGUUCCAAGGGACUGGCAUUCAUACUGGGCACAGAGGGCAUUAAGGAGCAGAACCAGAAGGAGAGGGAUGCCAUCUGCAUGAGCCUGGAUGGUCUCCGCAAAGCAGCUAGGCUCAGCUGUGCACUAGGUGUUGCAGCCAAUUGUGCCUCAGCCCUUGCACAGAUGUCAGCAGCAUCAUGUGUCCAGGAUGAGAAGGAGGAGAAGGAAACCCCUGAGACCACUGACCCCAUUGCACAAGUGAAGCAGAAAGUGGAGCAGAAGCUGGAGCAGAUUGGGCGGCCACAGGGUGUUCAGCUCCACACGGCCCAUGUUCUCUGCAUGGACGCCAUCCUCAGUGUGGGGCUGGAGAUGGGCAGUCACAAUGCGGACUGCUGGCAACACGUCUUCAGAGUGUGCGAGUACAUCAGUACGUUGGAGCACAGUCAGUUCAGUGACGGAGGCUCGCAGCCUCCCAUCACCAUCACACAGGCACAGCAGGCAUCCAGCUCCCUGCAGCCUGCAGACAUAGCACUGAACUCCAUCAAGAACCCCAGCACCGAGCUGGACACCAAUAUCGGCAACCCCGUCAUUCAGGCGGUCACCAUUCAGGAGCUGAUCAAGGACAACUGCAAGGGGAAGGCAUUUGACUUCCGGGGAGGAGGCGUGUUGAACGGGAACAAUGCGGCCAGGGCUGUCUGCACACUCUCCACACUGGCUGACAAGUUAUUUGAAGAUGCUGCUGUGAAGCUGAAUCUCAACGCUCUGGUGGGAUUUCUCAAUCAGCUGAGGAAAGUGUCACAGGCUCAACUCUUUGACUCUGUUACAGAAACUGUGGACUACUCACUAGCAAUGCCAGGAGACGCUAGAUCUACCCACGAACAGAGGAGUGGUCUACAUCUCUUCCGACUUGGUGACGUGAUGCUCCGAAUUGUGCGGAGCCGGUCCCGUCCUCUCUUGCACCUCAUGAAGACCUGGAGUGUGGUGGGCCCUCACUUAGCAGAGGCUGCCUGUCACAAGGAGAGGCACAUUUCCCAGAAAGCCGUUUCCUUUAUCCAUGAUAUUCUGACUGAAGUUCUAACUGACUGGAAUGAGCUGCCAUAUUUUCACUUCAACGAGGCCCUUUUCCGACCAUUUGAACACAUCAUGCAGUUGGAACUAUGUGACGAAGAUGUGCAAGAUCAGGUGAUCACAUCGAUUGGAGAGCUGGUGGAGGUUUGCUCCCCACAGAUUCAGUCUGGCUGGCGACCACUCUUCAGUGCAUUGAAGACCGUGCACAGUAACAAGUCUGAUGUGAAGGAAUAUCUGAUUGGUGACUACUCAAUGGGGAAGUCCCAGGCUCCGGUUUUUGAUGUCUUUGAAGCAUUCCUCAACACGGAUAACAUUCAAGUGUUUGCUAACGCAGCCACUGACUACAUAAUGUGCCUUAUGAAGUUUGUCAAGGGUUUGGGUGAUGAAGAUUGUAAAGAAAUAGGGGAUUGCUAUCCUGGUUUGGGAUCCAGUUCCACAGAUUUGUGCCUUCCCGCCCUCGAUUACCUCAGGAAGUGUUCACAGUUACUUGCCAAAAUAUACAAGAUGCCUUCAAAGCCGAUUUUCCAUGGGCUGCAACUUGCCAGCUUGCCGUUCAGAGGCCCCGAGAGAUCACUGAGCAGCGAAGAUGGGAUUGAGUCAGUCCUGAAUGAGUUCGACGAUGACACAGGUUUGAUUCAAGUCUGGAUUCUGUUGCUGGAGCAGCUCACCACAGCCAUCUCCAACUGUCCACGCCAGCACCAGCCUCCCACGUUGGAUCUCCUGUUUGAGCUGCUGCGAGAAGUCACUAAAGUACCAGGUCCUGGAUUUGGGAUUUUUGCUGUCACUCAUCUCCUCCUUCCAGUGAUGUCCCUCUGGCUUCAGCGUAACCAUGGAGAUCAAUCCUACUGGGAAAUGGCUGCUGCCAAUUUUAAACAUGCCAUUGGUCUGUCCUCGGAGCUGGUGAUGGAGCAUAUUCACUGCUUUAUCCAAUCGGAUAUUGGCUACGAGAACAGCAUCAACUCCAUGCUGAAAGACCUCCUGAAGCUCCUCGUGUCCUGUAUCGCCGAGCCCACAGAAACAAUCUCCCGAGUUGGCUGUUCAUGUAUCAGGUACGUUCUGGUCACAGCCGGACCUGUGUUUACUGAUGAAAUGUGGAGGUUGGCCUGUUGUGCCCUACAAGAUGCUUUCACAGUCACACUGGAACCAGUAAAGAACCUGCUGGCCUGUUUCCAGAGCGGCUCAGACAGCUUCAGUGGAGAUGCUUGUGAGGUGAAGGUGGCAGCCCCUUCGCAUUCCGCCAGCGCCGAGGCUGAGUACUGGAGAAUCCGGGCUAUGGCACAGCAGGUCUUUCUGCUAGACACCCAGUGUUCACCCAAAACCCCCAGCAACAGGGAAGGUUUUGAGCAUGCUCAGUCCUGCGUGUUGAUCAUCGAGCUCCCACCGGAUGAGAAACACAAUGGCCACACUCAGAAGAGGAUCCCAUUCCGGACAAUAGUGGUGAGCUUGUUGUCCCACCAGGUGUUACUUCAAAAUCUCUACGAUGUCCUGCUCGAAGAGUUUGUCAAAGGCCCUACACCAAGCGAGGCUUCAGACCGGACUGUCAGCUUUGGAGAGACCAGGCCAGCCAGCUUCCUUAGGUACAUCUCCAUGCAGAACUUGGCCGUCAUCUUUGAUCUGCUGCUGGAGUCUUACCGAACGGCCAGGGAGUUUGAUACGAGGCCUGGCCUGAAGUACCUACUGAUGAAAGUCUCGGGAGUGGGAGGGGCUGCCAAUCUCUACCGCCAGUCGGCAAUGAGCUUCAACAUUUAUUUCCAGGCUUUGGUGUCUGCCAUUAUGACCAACCAGGAGAACAUAACGGCCGAACAGGUCAAGAAGAUCCUGUAUGAGGAGGAGGAGCUGAGCUCGGAUUCUUCCCAGCAGUGUUCCUCGGAAGAUGAGGACAUCUUUGAGGAGACAGCCCAGGUCAGCCCUCCCAGGGGAAAGGAGAAGAGGCAGUGGCGAGCGAGGGUGCCUUCUCUCAGCAUCCAGCCAAUCAGCAACGUGGACUGGGUCUGGUUAGUAAAGAGGUUGCACAAGGUGUGCCUGGAGCUCUGUAACAACUACAUCCAGCUUCACCUUGACCUGGAGUGCUUGGCAGAGGAACCCCUGGCGCUGAGGGGUGACCCUCUCUUCUUCCUGCCCUCCUGCUAUUCUGAGGGAUCCACCCCAUCCACUGGGGGCAUGUCAGGCAAAGAUACCCCUUCAGAAGAGGGCUCCAGGAGCCACGUAAAAGAGCUGGAAGAUGGGAAGCCCAAAGGGCCCAGCAGUGCCCCCUUGAGCCCCAACGUGGAGAAGAAGGAGCAAGGCCGGAAGAAGGAGUGGUGGGAGAGUGCCGGUAACAAGAUCUACACCAUCGCCACCGACAAAACCAUCAACAAACUCGUCUUCGAGUACAAGAAGCGCAAGCAGCAGCAUAACCUGGCCACUUUAGUCAAGGAGGGGAAAGCAGAGAAGGGGGAGGUGGCACUGGGGAGAUGCCCAGAUUCCCCUCUCCAGAGGCCUCAGCAGCUGCUGGACCAGACCCAGAUGCGGCAUUCGCUGAGUGCAGGCCCCGAGCUGCUCAGAUUGGAGAAACGAUCUCGUUCUGGAUCCACAGUCAGCUCCCACAGCGUCUCUGUGCGUGACACUGAGGCCCAGAUGCAGGCCUGGACCAACAUGAUCCUAACAGUCCUCAACCAAAUCCAGCAGUUGCCAGAUCAGAUGUUCACUGCCUUGCAGCCCUCCGUCUACCCGAGUAUCAGCCAACUCACGUGCCACGUCACCGAUGUCCGUGUUCGGCAAGCUGUUCGAGAAUGGCUGGGAAGAGUCGGAAGAGUUUACAAUAUAAUUAUGUAAAAAAAAGAGAAAAAAGUAUCUCGACAGUAAGAGAAAAAGAAUCUAUAUUUAUGAAGCACAAGGGUUAACUUGUGAGUAAAUGACUUACUUUUCCAACCCCGACUGAGAAAUAUUUUUCUUACGUUACCCUCCAAGAUCCAAAACCAACCAUUGUUACUGGGAUACGUCCGAGGCCAUUAGCUUGCUCCCUGAACCCCAAGUUGUCACUUCGGGGGAUGUGUCCUCUCCUGCUCCCCACCCUAAGGCAGCCCCUCGGGAUUGAGGGAGCCUUGCGUUGGAGAUGGAGGGAUUUGAAGAAUCAGAGCAGCGGUAUGUACCAUCUACAAAGUGCACAGUGGGCUGAAUGGCCUGCCUCUGCUCCUGUGUUUUACGGUUUUUUAUUGAAAGUGGAGGGCCAUUGCAGUUCAGUGUGAGUGAGGUCAAUAGUGAGGGAGCUCCAGGACAAUUAGAGGUCAGGUUCUGCUGGUGAGAGACACGAAUGACCGUAAGCAGAUCCAUAUGUUCAUUUAUGGUCAGGGACAGACUGAAGCCAGACUCAAGGACUUUGGACACUGUGUUGGGAUGUCCCUGUAGUUUUAUCUGAGAGUAAGAGGGUGGCGUUCCUACUAAAAGAGGCAACCAGGCACUGACUGGGAUGGACAGGUCAACAAGGGCACCCAUUUUGAUCCACCUUCAUUCACCCACCUAAGCAAAAAAACAAACUUGCAGUCACUACUUGGGUGAAAGUUCCAAUAUUGAGAGGGUGGGUGGGAUGGGCAGGUAUUGGCUGGGGCCCCGUCUUACACCAUUACUUUUCUGUUGAAGUCGACGUGUUUCCGUCCAUUUUGAGUUUCGCCUGUAUCCAGGCCGUUGCUUCUUUAACAAGGUUCCCUCUGCCAUUCGGCUUAGAAAGAAUACUCCAAGAUUUAGUCACUCGUUCUGUGAAGCUUCUCUGUGAAAUCUGUCUGAAUGUUACCUCACUUCCGUGGGGGACAGUUUAGCUCAGUUGGAUGGAAGGUUGGUUUUGUAGAGCGAUGCCAACAAAGGUGGGUUCAAUUCCCAUCACCAAACCUCUCCCAUUGCCUGAGCUAUGGUGGCCCUCAGGUUAAAUCACCACCAAUCAUCUCUCUAAUAAGAAAGCAGCCUUAUGGUCCAAUAAGACUAUGGUGACACACACGUGCACACUUCGCUCCUGAUCUCCAGCUUGUGACCUGCCCUGACUUACCGCGAAAUUAAACUUUUAAUGUGCGUUUUUGAUGCCAGUCUCUUAACAGGUGCUGCUUUUUUGGAAGUGUUUUUAGUAAAUAGUGUGGUCUUAAGGUAGAUGUUUCCACCGUGAAGAUAACAUUUGUCACUUGGAUGUUAUUAAGGCCCCCAGGCUGCAGUUUAAUAGUUGCAUUGGUAAACAAAUUGCAUUACAUAGCGUCCAGGGACACUUUCUCCAUCUUCAAGUGGCUGUAUAAAUUGAAUUAUCGCAUCAGAUUCCAAGCCUACUGUUCUGUUGGCUCCUUGACGUCGGACCUCAUGUAGUUUGCUGUUUCUUGUCUCAGAACUUUGAACGUUUAAUUUCUGAGACUUGAAAUGAGCCUUUUACCCACAGGAACUCUGAAUGCAGAUUUUGGAAGAAAUAUUUCACCUACACCCACUCGAUUCAAAUGGGCAAUCUUCCAGCACGUAAGGAGGCCAUUCAGCCCAAUGUGCCUUUGCUGGUUUGAAUGAAGAGUUCUCCAAACUAACCCCAUUAUUUUUGAUGUAAUCAGUAAUUGAGCUGAAGCCCUAAGUCCUAAUGUAUUGCCGGGACAGAGUUCUCACACAAGGACAGACAGGCUGAAAGUGCCACAGUGAUGCCAUGGAUACUUAUCCUGGUGUCUCCUCCUUGACUCAGUGUCAGAAAUCACACAACACCAGGUUAUCGUCCACCUGACGAAGGAGCUGCACUCCGAAAGCUUGUGAUUUUAAAUAAACCUGUUGGACUAUAAUCUGGUGUCGUGUGACCUCUGACUUUGUCCACCCCAGUCCGACACCGGCACCUGCCCCAUCUUGACUCGGUGUGUCAGUCACUAUCCUGUCAAUCACCCUGGAACAUUUCUACAUGAACGAUGCUAUUGCGAUGCCAGUUGUUGUUGUAGGGGUCAGCUGAUCCACCCAUCCUGUGGCUGAUGCGACCGCGUCAGAAUCCACUUUGACGUUGAACCGACAGUGUCCAGUCCCAUGAGCUGUUUGUCCUGAUUGGCCUUGGCAGAGAUUUUCAACCAGACAGUGCUCAAUACAGCUCCCACCCCCAAGCUGGAUAACAUUGAAUAGAGGGACGGAAGAAUGGAAUCAUUAUUUGUUCAGAGUAGAAUGUAUAGAAGAAGGUGCAUUACACAAAAACAAAGUGAAAGUGAAAUUAGAGAAAUGAGAAAUGGGGAUGGGGAACGAAGGAGACUAGCUGCAUGGUCAUCCCAGGAGUUCUUUUACCCUCACGUUUCAAAUGGAUGCCCUACCUCCCUCAUGGCAUCUCCAUCUACCCCAGUUUUUGUCAUUUUCAUUGGCUAUCCAUACUGAUCAAGAAGACCAUGUGAUCCCAAUUCAUCCACCACCAACACUCAGUAGCAGCAGUGUGUACUAUCUACAAGAUGCACUGCAGAAAUUCACCUAAGAUCCUCAGCCAGCGCCUUCCAAACCCACGGCCACUUCCACUCAGAAGGACGAGGGCAGCAGAUACAUGGGAACAACCACCCCCUGCCAAGUUCCCUUCCAAACCACUCACCAUCCUGACGUAGAAACAUAUCGCCAUUUCUUUAUUAUCCUGGAACUCCCUCCCUAACUGUGAGCAGAUGCUGUGAAUGUUUCUGCAUCCCAUGGACUACAGCAGUUCAGCUUGCUCCUCACCACUUUCUCCGGGGCAAUUAGGGAUGUAUAGACAGACAAAAAGUGCUAAAAGUACUCAGCAGGUUAGAGCACUGCUGGAUCUGAGCAUUUCCAGCAAAUGUUAUUUAAUAUUCCAGUUUUCCGGAAUUUGUAAUGUAUUGCCCACACUAUGUGCCGUCCAAAGCCUCUUUUAUUCUCCGAGGGCCCUCUUGCUAAUGAGAGAGAAUUCUCAAGGAUCUCCAACCCUUCAGGGGGCUUGCCAUUCCUUUCAAGUCUUUGAUGUUUUUCUCGUUUACUUAAUUAACGUGGAGCUAAAGUGGCUAAGUCGAAGAAAUGAUACAACGACCAUUGCAACGGGCUAGCAGAACAGGCCUGAGAGGCUAAACAUCACCCUCCUGCUCCUGUGCUGUCCCAUCCCAAACAUAUUACCCAUCCCACUCUCUACUCCUCUCCCAUUGGAGAUGGUGGCCAAACAAUUUAUUACCAGCUAAUUUGUCGGUGUAUAUGCCUCUUCCUUAAGGAAGAGCCCCUUCCUUUGAUUUAAGAACCGUAGAAAAGUUAUGGCAAAGAAAAAGGCCAUUCAGCCCACCACAAGUGCAUGGGUAUAUCAAAGAACUAGUUGCCUGCUCUGAACCCACCUUCCUGGUGCGCAGCCUUGUAGAUUAUCGUGCUUCAGGAAGCAGAUCCUGAUUCCUUUUAUUUGAGUUGGGGGUUUUCCCCUUUAACACCAAACUGAGCAGCCAGUUACAGAUACCCAUGUCCUCUGUGGGUGAAAAGUCUUUUCCUCACAUGCCCUCUCAUCCUUUGGGCAUCAGCUUCCAUCUGUGUCUGUCCCAGGAAUAGACCUCUCCACUCGGGGAUACAGAUCUUUUCUGUAUGUUCUGUACAGGCUCCCCUCCUCCCUCGUAAUUUUUCACACCUCGAUUUCUAUUUUCUGUAACUCCUCAUGCCUCUUGUCUCAGUGACUUGGCAGCGAGUGUGAUAGAGGGGACCCAGGACAGCAAUCAACAUGUGGGUAAGCCAGUUGGUGCUCUGUGUCCUGCACUGGUGUUGUGAUGCUGAGCGUGUGUUCUCUCACUGGCACCAGAACAGUAUAAGGAGGAUUGAACUGAAGCACGUUCUCCCCUCAUACAUUCCGAUCUUGCCUCGCGACAGUCAUUCCUCAGCUCAGGGGGCUCCCAGCACCACAGGCCUGUAGUGACUAGAAUUUCAAACUCCUGGGAUUAUACAGUGCCUGCACGCUCUCUCCCUCCCUGUACACUCUCUCUGAGACUCAUGCUGCCAGUCGCCAAGGCACCCAUUCCUAAUGGCAAGGUGGUUCACAUCAGACUCGAAAGACUUAUUUUCCGGUUGGCCGUUCCUGGGGCUGACCUGGAGUCAAUCCGGCAGAUCUAUCUUCAGCAGCACAAGGGGAUCAAGACCCCAAACACUCCAGAGCCUGCAGCAUCUGACCCAUUGCAGUGCUGGGAGGAGUGCUGCAGUAGUCCUAGGCACUGUCUUUCAGUUGAGGUAUUAAACCGAGGCCCAGACAGGAGGAUGUAAAUGAUUCCGGGGCUAGCUAUUUCGAAGAAGCAAAGUCUUCCCCAGUCACCUGGCCAAUAUUUAUCCCACAAGCAGCUUUUCUAACACACACACACACAAAAAUGUUCUUGGCUUGCGGGAUCUUGCUAUGCCUAAAUUGACUGGCACAUUUCCUAUCUUACAACAGCAGGACUUCAUUGGCUGGGGAGCACUUUGUAAAGUCCUUAGGGAAGAAAAGGCAAUACGUAAAUGCAAUCUUUCACCUUUGCCAUGUUGUUUACCUGAGCUGACAGUAAGGGUGCUUGUCAAGUCUUAUAGGCUGUCCUGCAGACACAACUGGAAGAUGACAGAUUAGAAUCCAACAUCGGGGAAGGAGAGGGUGUACAGGGAGGAGAGAGCAUACUGGGAGGGAGAUAGCGUACAGGGUGGGGAGAGCGCGUACAGGGAGGGAAGAGAGCGUACAGGGUGGGGAGAGAGCGUACAGGGAGGGAAGAGAGCGUACAGGGAGGGGAGAGAGCGUACAGGGAGGGGAGAGAGCAUACAGGGUGAGGACAGCGUACAGGGUGGGGAGAGUGUACAGGGAGAGAGCGUACAGGGUGGGGAGGGGUGAUUGCAACAUUGCUCCUCACCUGAAAUCCCAGUGAAGUGUCCGUUUGUGCAUCUCACACCCACAGUAUUUCAUACUGGGUCAGAUCUGAAUCUUGCGUCGUGUAACUGUAUAUGACAUUGUUAAAUGUGCCCAUUGCCAUGUGCUGUUUGUAGUUGCUGCAAAAUAACUCUCUUUUUAUUCACCUUUUAUUUAUAUUGUAUUUGUGUUUUUAAGAAGUCAGAUAUUUAAGUUCACGUUUGGCUGGCCAUUAUCGCUUAAUUUACGUCAAGGAAAAUCACAUUUGUGUACAUUUUUGCGCUGUCAAUAUAAGGCUGCCGUUCGUUCAGAAUGACACUUUAAUAAGCAGUUGUUGAUGAUCUGUAUUUAUAAUGCUUGUAUUGUAGAAUAAAUAUUGCCAGUGAACAUCAUAAA
Molecule: messenger RNA, 12315 nt
Organism: Rhincodon typus (whale shark)
Lineage: Eukaryota; Metazoa; Chordata; Chondrichthyes; Orectolobiformes; Rhincodontidae
Gene: arfgef3
Product: ARFGEF family member 3
Exons: 34
Coding region: 405-6941 (2178 amino acids)
Biological process (GO): regulation of ARF protein signal transduction
Molecular function (GO): guanyl-nucleotide exchange factor activity
Source: RefSeq, a predicted model, not a curated record